Molecule: messenger RNA, 947 nt
Organism: Carica papaya (papaya)
Lineage: Eukaryota; Viridiplantae; Streptophyta; Magnoliopsida; Brassicales; Caricaceae
Source: RefSeq, a predicted model, not a curated record
AAUGCAGUUUGGAUAAUGGAGGAGUAGGCGAAAGAGAGGGUAUCACUCUGCGUAGCAGAAGACAAGAGGGGGGAGAAGGAGGUUCAAUUCGAUUCGAGUUAAUCAAUGGCGGUUUCUUCAGUACUUCAUUGCUGUUUCCUUCUCUUACUAUUCACUUCUUCCUCAUUCUCUUCUAAGCAAAAGCUUUCUUCUUUCUCUUCGUUGCCCUAUGCCGAGAGUGGCUCAAGCUCAGUCCCUUAAAGCUCACAGUCUUCAAGUAGGGUUUUUGCCGCUCCUGAAGCUUUGGAAGCUCAAGAAACCCUUGAUGGACAGGUGGAAAAUUCUGAGGUCCCCCUCCCUUCAUCUAUCAGUUCGGAUGCAGAUAAGAUGGCGCCGAAGCAAAAGAUUAGAAUCAAGCUCAGGUCUUAUUGGGUGCCUCUGAUUGAGGACUCUUGCAAGCAGAUAAUGGAUGCUGCAAGAAACACCAACGCAAAGACUAUGGGUCCUGUGCCCUUGCCAACCAAGAAACGAAUCUAUUGUGUUCUCAAAUCCCCACAUGUACACAAGGAUGCGAGGUUUCAUUUUGAGAUUAGGACCCAUCAGCGACUGAUAGAUAUUUUAUACCCAACUGCUCAAACAAUUGAUUCUUUGAUGCAACUCGAUCUUCCUGCUGGCGUUGACGUGGAGGUCAAGCUCUGAACAAACAAUGUCAUAGCUUAGGUAAAUCUUUUGUAUUUCUGAAGUUGUUGACACAGCCUUCAGUUUGGACUUUGCUACAGUUUGUAAAUCUCCUGUUUAAUAGUUUUCUUUUGGAUUUCUGGCGAAUGAUAUUAGAGAAAAAGAGGAGAUACCUGCAAAUCUUGCUGUAUUUGCAACUUCUAUUUUGUGUACUAUGAGUUCAGUACCAUCACAAACGAACUUUUUGCAACUUAUUUAACCUCCAGAAGAAUUUAGGUUCGCUGUCUUAA